UUUGUUGCGACGAACGCGCGCGCUCCCAAUCGGACUCCACGUCGUACGUGCGCGUUACCGAGAAGCUGUAACCAAGAUGGCGUCCGUCGCCGGAUCAAUUGUCGUGGUACCCCGCAAUUUCCGGCUGCUGGAGGAAUUGGAAGAUGGCCAGAAAGGAUAUGGAGAUGGCACAGUUAGUUGGGGCCUUGCCUCUGAUGACGACAUGACCCUCACUCACUGGAAUGCCACAAUUAUUGGCCCCGCCAAGACGGUGUUUGAAGGGAGAAUAUACUGUCUGAAAAUCGAAUGUGGGUCCAAAUAUCCAGAGCAUCCUCCUCAAGUACGCUUUUUGACCAAGAUCAACAUGGUGGGAAUACACACAUCAAACGGUCUGGUGGACGUGAAGGCCCUAACCUCUUUGAGCAAGUGGAAAAACAAUUACAACAUGCGUGUGGUGCUCCAGGAGCUCAGACAACAUAUGACGUUGAAAGAGAACUGCAAGCUUUCCCAGCCACCUGAAGCCCUAACGUACAACUGAUGCACCUGCCGCCUACACCCUCUCCCCUUCAUCUACACACACACACACACACACACACACACACACACACACACACACACACACACACAUACACACGUAUACGCACACACGCACACACAAACACACUGAGAGUUCAGAGCCCACAUACUCAACACUGGCUAAACCACUUAGGCUACACAAGGGUCAUUUUAUCCAAGAGUCACUGGUCUGAAGCAUCCCAUUGGACAGCGUGGGAAUGUACAGGUGGCUUCUUCACCCAGUUGCCCAUGUUGGUCCUUGGAGCAGACAUGACCUUACAAUCCAUUAAACGUGUUCUACUUCACGAUUGUAAAGUAACCAUGUGCAUACUGAUUGUGUGUUGGUACUGUGGUGAGGGGUUUGUAAUGGAUGUUCUACGUUCAGACCAUUCCACGGUUUGUUUUCUUCACAACAAAAAAAUUGCUGUAUGUCUCAACUUUACUCCCGUUUCCCAAAUAAUACGCCACUUUGGUCAGAAAGGCUAUUUCAGUCUCCAUUGAGUUCCCCCAUUCCUGCAAUCCCAAAGAUGUGAAUUUGUCAGGGCUUCCUGAGCAAAGGAGCAUGUCUGAUACGUGGAGGGGAGUGGGUGGGGGGGAGGGGGACUACGAGGGUAACAUUCAGCAAUUUAUCAGAAAGCACUGCAGGCUGGUCACUCAUGUCUGAAGGCGUGUGUUUGUGUGUCAUUUGGUUCAUCGUGCUUUGUGAUAGAUUUGGAGCAAGCUGUUUGAGGUGAGAGGGUUGGUGGAAAGUCUUCCUCUUCAGAAAACAAGUGUGUGUGCUUGGCACUUUUCAGGAUUGCCACUUUGCCAUAGCUUGUGCUGACUUCUAAAAAAAAAAAAAAAAAGUUUCUGUUAUUUUAUUUUAGGGCGAGGGGGUGUUCUUGUUUUGGUUUCUCUAGUUUCCGGGCUGACCUACGUGUACUCCCUGAAGUAGUCUCUCAUGUAGUGAGUGCCCACUGAGCAAUGUAUGGCUUUGGAUGUUUAUUUUAUAACAGAGUUCAAUCAGGGUGAUGGGGACCUGUUGCAUGGUUUUGUUUGAAUUAAAUGUUAUUACUUUUG
This is a messenger RNA of Entelurus aequoreus (snake pipefish), 1593 nucleotides long. Its product is annotated as ubiquitin-conjugating enzyme E2 variant 2-like. Lineage: Eukaryota; Metazoa; Chordata; Actinopteri; Syngnathiformes; Syngnathidae. The transcript has 4 exons. Gene Ontology annotation, cellular component: nucleus. The record is from RefSeq and is a predicted model, not a curated record. The coding region runs from base 77 to 517 and encodes 146 amino acids. Gene Ontology annotation, biological process: protein K63-linked ubiquitination; DNA damage tolerance.